Lethenteron reissneri (Far Eastern brook lamprey) is the source of this 1426-nucleotide messenger RNA. RefSeq lists its product as uncharacterized. The record is from RefSeq and is a predicted model, not a curated record. Gene Ontology annotation, molecular function: nucleic acid binding; zinc ion binding. NCBI's taxonomy places the organism in Eukaryota, Metazoa, Chordata, Hyperoartia, Petromyzontiformes, Petromyzontidae.
AUGCCGACGCCACAGAACCCUUCACGGGCGCCCGACGCUCCGCUGGGGUCCGACACCGGACUCCAGGACGCGCACUCUCGUCUGGCGGAGCUGCUACUUGCCGCGGCGUCCAUCUUGGCGGAGAUCACCGCGUCAGGAGGAAGGACGACGACGGACGUCGACAGGAGUCGCGUGGGAGAUUCCCGCCAAAAUGCGCUUCGCACCACUGACUUUGAAAAUGGCGCCAUUUUUACGGAGCGCCCGUCAAUUGGCGGGAAUCGCGAGCAACAUGUGACCGGGGACCUCCACUCUCUGCCGCUCACGUCAUCGGGGUGCGCUACGGGCCGCCAUGAACCACCCAGGGUAGGGGCCGCCAUUUCCCAUACCGACGGCGCGGCGCGGGAAAAUCACCUGUCGGAGGACGACAUGGUUUUUCAGCAGCGACUUCCCGCGUUGACGGCCUUCAAAGCUGAGGGGGGUGACUGGGGCGCCUUCCAGCGGAGAUUCCUCGCCCAUCAGGAAAUGUCGGGGUGGUCCGACGCUACGGCGCUACGGGCACUGCCUGCAAUGCUGGACGACAACGCGCUCGCGGCCUUCAGGUCCGCCCCGAGAUCGGCCCGCUCCACACUCAAGGCCGCGCUGGGCCUUAUGGCCAAGGUGUAUGGACCACCCUCGGCCUGCCGCCACCAAUUCUACAGGCGACGGAAGGGGGACACGGAGACUACGCUCGCCUACCGCACAGCGCUGCUUGCUCUCGCGGACGCCGCCUUCCCUCGCAUGGAUGAGGAGGGGCAGGACGCCAUGGUGAUGGAACAGCUGCUGACGUUGGCUCAGGACCUGGGGGUCCCCAUCAACACGGCGGACGAGGUGGACAUUUGUUCAUUGCGGGUUGCAACGAGCAUCCAGGCGCAUGAGGUCCUGAAACAGAAGCAGGCGGUCGUCUGCGCUUCUGCCGCGGUCUCAACUCCUGCCCCGGUGGACACCGACCCCCAAGUCAGCCGGCCUCGGGAGGAGGCAUUCGCUACAGCGCGACCGGGGGAUUGGAGGUCGGGGGGUCGUUCGCCUCUGCGAUCAACCCGCAAGCUGGAGCAACCGAAACCUGCGACGUCCCUCGUCACGUGCUACAACUGCGGCCUUCGCGGCCACGUGGCGUCCGGGUGCCGCGCUCCACGUCAGCGCGCCACGGGACCUCGGCUGGACGACGACCAAGGCCCAAAGUCGUCCCAACUACCCCCGGUGUCUCGGAACUGACGACUGCCGACCAUCGGCGACCGGAUCCCCAAGGCACGUGCGGUUCUUCCAGGCCUGCUCCAUGCCUUCCUGGGCUGCCGGAGCCACCGGACGGUCAACAACGUCCCGUCCCGUACGACGGACCGGCCAGGGGGGGUGCAGGACGGUUCCGCCGGAUCGUCUCGUCACAGCGUUCCCCGUCCGUCCGACCGCUCUA